Lachancea thermotolerans CBS 6340 is the source of this 378-nucleotide messenger RNA. RefSeq names its product DNA-directed RNA polymerase I core subunit RPA12 (gene RPA12). Gene Ontology annotation, cellular component: RNA polymerase I complex. NCBI's taxonomy places the organism in Eukaryota, Fungi, Ascomycota, Saccharomycetes, Saccharomycetales, Saccharomycetaceae. Gene Ontology annotation, molecular function: DNA-directed RNA polymerase activity; nucleic acid binding; zinc ion binding. The coding region runs from base 1 to 378 and encodes 125 amino acids. The record is from RefSeq and is a predicted model, not a curated record. The transcript has a single exon. Gene Ontology annotation, biological process: DNA-templated transcription; termination of RNA polymerase I transcription.
AUGUCCGUAGUCGGUUCCCUGAUAUUCUGCGCCGAGUGCGGUAACCUUCUCGACAACCCCUCCGCCGUCGAGGGCGCCCAGCUCGAGUGCGCCCAGUGCGGCGCCGAGUACGCCAAGGCAAAGUUCUCCAACUUGCGCGUCGUCACCUCCACCGCCGACGACGCGUUCCCCUCCGCGCUGCGCUCCAAAAAGUCCGUCGUCAAGACCUCUCUCAAGAAAGACGAGCUCGAGGAGGGCGCCACCAUCCGCGAAAAGUGCCCGCAGUGCGGCAACGACGAGAUGCAUUACCACACCCUCCAGCUGCGGUCCGCCGACGAAGGUGCCACCGUCUUCUACACCUGCACCUCCUGCGGCUACCGCUUCCGUACCAACAACUGA